UUCAGAAUCUUUUCCGAGUCUUCUUGUGAUUUAUCAUCGAUUUGUUAAGCUUUUUUCUUUCUGGGUUUCGAUUAUCAGACUGGAAGGAAUGUCACCAUGUUGGAGAAAGCAUUGAAGAAAUUGGCCAGUGUUAUAUAUCCAGGAAGGUGGAGGAAGUUUGAGACCCUAUAUCACUGAGGUGUAAUUAUGUCCAACAUGGAUUCAAAACGUAAAGGUAUAACUUGGGUUGGGAACUUGUAUCAGAAGUUUGAAGCUAUGUGCUUGGAAGUGGAAGAUAUUGUGUGCCAGGAAACAACUAAAUAUGUUGAAAAUCAGGUGCAGUCGGUUGGUGUAAGUGUUAAAAAGUUUUAUUCUGAACUCAUGGAAGAUUUUCUCCCUCCAUCCUAUGAAGAUCUUGAGAAGCCUAAGGAAGGCAUCGAUGAAAAUCUUAUAGAGGAGUCACCUCCGGUCAAGAAAUUGGAAAAAGUUGCUCCUGAUGGGAAAAAUUUGAGUCGUGGAUCAUCUUUCAGGGUAUUCCCAAAUAUAAGCCAUUUGCCUCCAUCUUCUGAAGAUCCUGAGAAGCCAAAGGAAUGUAUCGGUGAAAAUCCUAUAGAGGAGUCACCUCUGGUCAAGGAAUUGGAAAAAGUUGCUCCUGCUGGGGAAAAUUUGAGUCGUGGAUCAUCUUUUAGGGUAUUCCCAAAUAUAAGCCAUUUGCCUCCGUGUUCUGAAGAUCCUGAGAAGCCAAAGGAAGGUAUCAGAGAAAAUCCUAUGGACGAGUCACCUCCGGUCAAGGAAUUGGAAAAAGUUUCUCCUAAUGGCAAAAAUUUGAGUCGUGGAUCAUCUUUCAGGGUAUUCCAAAAUAUAAGCCAUUUGCCUCCAUCUUUUGAAGAUCCCAUUAAAGGAACAGGUUCUGACUUAACUAUAGAGCUUGGGGUUGAAGAAUUUACUGUAGAGGAUAAGCUGUCUUCUCCCAAGGUUUUGAAAGUAAUUGCUCCUUCGGGGAAUGAUUUCAGUGGGGCAUCAUUGUUAACUGGACUCCACAAUGAAAAUAAUGACAGAACAUGUAAUAUGACAACUACAGUGUCAACCCUCAAUUCAGUUGAUGUUGCACAAUGUAAUUCCACCCAAGGAGCGGGGAAGAUUUGUAAUGAGCUUUUUGAUGCAACAGUGUGUAUUUCUGAUGAUUCAUCUGCUUCUUCAGCAUCUUUGGUUCUUCCAGCUUCAUUCUUAAAAAAUGAAGCAGGAAUUGGACUGACUCCUUCCGGAAGCAUUCCACUGAUUGAAUUUAAGGACAAUUCCAAAACUUUGAAGACAAUAUCUUCAAUGUGUGGUAAUGGAAGAAAACAAUACAAUGAUUGUGCUGAAUUAGAUGCUAUCCUGCCCCUUCCGGACAAUGGAACAUCAGAUGGCUACAAUGUAGAGGAAAUGGCUGAAGGCAAUGGUGCUGCCAGGUCAGAUGAGGAAACCAUUGAUGCAUGUCAUCGUGUGAAGCUUGACGAAAGUUGUGUGUUGGUGGAUAUCAAUGAACUUCACCUUGCCUCCCAGAGGACAGUCAAGAACAGAUCAUACAAGAAAAAACUCCGUGAUGCUUUUGCUUCAAGGAUGAGAUCAGGAAAGAAACAAGAGUAUGAGCGGCUAGCACUUUUGUGUGGAGACAUUGAUACAGGUACCAACAAUGAAAAAGCAGGAAGUUCCCAAAUAUCCACUCUCGCUGAGGGGUUGGAAUCAAAGAAAUUGCCAAUUCAUGAUUGUUGUGAUUCUGAGUGGGAAAUUCUGUAGAUAAAAUGGGAAAUAUGCUGUAAAUAACCAAGCAACACCACUGGUUCUGCAGCCAUCUGUCAAAAUUAAGGUUAUGAAGAUGAUGCCGGUCAACAUUAAUAAUUGUGGCCAAAGUGCCAUUUCCAAGUACAGAAUGUUGAACUGUGGUAGGGGAAAGAAAGUAGGCAGUAAAUCCAUUAGGUCUAGUGAGGAAUUAGAGUUUAUUGAUCUUCCAUAAAAUUGCAACAACCUCCGGUGGUUGGGGUGCAGAACUGGUAGCUAUGAAAUGUUUUCUAUAGGGCAGGAUUUGCUGCUCAGACUCUUUAUCUGCAGUCAAAUCUUUGUUGUUGCCUAUUGUU
This is a messenger RNA of Telopea speciosissima, 2096 nucleotides long. RefSeq lists its product as uncharacterized. Bases 187 to 1758 code for a protein of 523 amino acids. The record is from RefSeq and is a predicted model, not a curated record. The transcript has 7 exons. Lineage: Eukaryota; Viridiplantae; Streptophyta; Magnoliopsida; Proteales; Proteaceae.